This is a messenger RNA of Capra hircus (goat), 2109 nucleotides long. RefSeq names its product membrane palmitoylated protein 4 (gene MPP4). Gene Ontology annotation, cellular component: plasma membrane; adherens junction. The transcript has 21 exons. Gene Ontology annotation, molecular function: protein binding. Bases 1 to 1920 code for a protein of 639 amino acids. The record is from RefSeq and is a predicted model, not a curated record. NCBI's taxonomy places the organism in Eukaryota, Metazoa, Chordata, Mammalia, Artiodactyla, Bovidae.
AUGAUACAGUCAGACAAAGGAUCAGAUCUUCCAGAUGAAAAAGACAAGAAGGAUGAGAAGCUCUCUACAAGAACUAAUCCGGAGAAUGGGAUCUCGCACCUCCUGAGGCUCGUGUUACAGGAGCUGAACCUGUUCUACAGCCGAGAUGUGAACGGAGUGUGUCUCCUGUAUGACCUCCUCCACUCCCCGUGGCUGCAGGCUCUGCUCAAGGUUUAUGACAGCCUCCAGGAAUUCAAAGAGAAGAAGCUCGUUCCAGCCACACCCCAUGCACAGGCGUUAUCCUGCGAGGUAGUGAAGAUACUACGCGAAACCCCCAAGUCCCCUGAGAUCCAAGAGCUAAGACAGAUCCUCCAGGCUCCACACUUUAAGGCCUUGCUCAGUGCCCAUGACACGGUAGCUCAGAAGGACUUUGAGCCCCUUCUUCCCCCACUGCCAGACAACAUCCCUGAGAGUGAGGAAGCAAUGAGGAUUGUUUGCUUGGUGAAGAACCAGCAGCCCCUGGGAGCUACCAUCAAGCGCCACGAGAUGACAGGGGACAUCCUGGUGGCCAGAGUCAUCCAUGGUGGGCUGGCCGAGAGGAGUGGGCUGUUAUAUGCCGGAGACAAACUGGUGGAAGUGAAUGGAGUUUCAGUUGAAGGACUGGACCCUGAGCAAGUGAUCCACAUUCUGGCCAUGUCUCGUGGCACAAUCAUGUUCAAGGUAGUUCCAGUUUCUGACCCUCCUGUUAACAGCCAGAAGACGGUGUAUGUUCGUGCCAUGAUCGAGUACUGGCCCCAGGAGGACCCCACCAUCCCUUGCAUGGAUGCCGGGCUGCCUUUCCAGAAGGGAGACAUCCUCCAGAUUGUGGACCAGAAUGAUGCUCUCUGGUGGCAGGCCCGGAAAAUCUCUGACCUUGGUACCUGUGCUGGGCUAAUCCCUUCUAACCAACUUUUGAAGAGGAAGCAACGGGAGUUCUGGUGGUCUCAGCCGUACCAGCCUUACAAACACCUCAGAUCCACCAUCUCGAUUUCUAUGGAAGAAGAUGAUGACAUGAAGAUUGAUGAGAAAUGUGUGGAAGCAGAUGAAGAAACAUUUGAAUCUGAGGAACUUUCAGAAGACAAGGAGGAAUUUGUUGGCUAUGGUCAGAAGUUCUACAUUGCGGGUUUCCGCCGCAGCAUGCGCCUGUGCCGCCGCAGGGCCCACCGAAGCCAGCUGCGCGCCCCGGGAUGCGGCGCCAGCAGCUGCGCCGGCGCGGUGGGCGCCCCGUACGAGGAGGUGGUGAGAUACCAGCGACGCCCCACGGACAAGCACCGCCUCAUCGUGCUCGUGGGACCUUCUGGUGUUGGAGUAAAUGAACUGAGGAGACAACUUAUUGAACUUAAUCCUGACCGUUUUCAAAGUGCUGUGCCACAUACUACUCGUUCCAAAAAGAGUUAUGAAAUGGAUGGUCGUGAGUAUCACUAUGUGUCAAAGGAAACAUUUGAAAGCCUUGUGUACAGUCACAGAAUGCUCGAGUAUGGUGAGUACAAAGGCCACUUGUAUGGCACGAGUGUGGAUGCUGUUCAAGCAGUCCUUGAUGAUGGAAAGAUCUGUGUUAUGGACCUAGAGCCUCAGGGUAUUCAAGUGGCUCGAACCCAAGAACUGAAGCCCUAUGUCAUAUUUAUAAAGCCAUCUAACAUGAGUUGUAUGAAGCGAUCUCGGAAAAAUGCCAAGAUUAUUACAGACUACUUUGUGGACAUGAAGUUCAAGGAUGAAGAUCUACAAGAGAUGGAGGAUUUAGCCCAAAAAAUGGAGACUCAGUUUGGCCAGUUUUUUGAUCAUGUAAUUGUGAAUGACAACUUGCAAGAGGCGUGUGCCCAGUUGUUGUCUGCAGUUCAGAAGGCUCAGGAGGAGUCUCAGUGGGUACCAGCAACGUGGGUUUCCUCUGAUACAAAAUCUUAAAGAGGCCUUCUGCUUAAUACUGGAGUUUUAACAAUAUUCACCUGUUCCCUAGAGCUGGAAAAACAGCUAUAAUCUAAAACAUCAGUGUCAUAUUUGCUCUCUUAUAAUAUGUGCAACUGCAAAAGUGCUGCAGUUUGUUCAUCUUGUUUGAAAGAAAUUUGUAUGGUUAUGUAGAGUUAUCUCUUUGGA